UUUUGGACCUCCAGCUUGCCGUACAAAAACAAUAAUGGCGUCUUCUGCGGAUGUUCAUGUCCGAAUUUGCGGACAAGAAAUUAUAAAAUAUGAUCUUGAAAUUAAGGCUCUCGUUCAGGACAUCAGAGAUUGUCCUGGACCUCAAUCUGCUCUCUGGGAGCUCAACUCUCAGGUCAAACAGAAGUUCAACAAGCUGAGGCUCAGAAUACAGGAUCUGGAGCAGAUGGCUAAAGAACAAGACAGAGAGUCAGACAGACUGGCCAUCCAGGCAGAGACUGAGAGCCAGCGACGGCAAAUGCUGAGUAACCAGACAGCGUGGAGGAAAGCUAAUCUUGCUUGUAAACUUGCCAUCGACAACAUGGAGAAGGACGAGCUGCUGCAUGGCGGAGAAAACCAAAGCAUCAGGCAGAGGAAGGCGACUAAAGAAAGCCUAGUAGAAACCAACAGCAACAUCACAGAGAGUCUGAUGUCUAUCAGCCGGAUGAUGGCCGAACAGGUGAAGCAGAGUGAGGACACCAUCGGCACGCUGGCCACCUCCUCCAGGACGGUGCUGGAAACCAACGAGGAGUUUAAAAACAUGACUGGAACCAUCCACCUGGGCAGGAAGCUAAUCCUCAAGUACAACCGGCGGGAGCUGACGGACAAGCUGCUCAUCUUCCUGGCUCUGGCCCUCUUCCUCGCUACUGUCCUUUACAUCCUCAAGAAACGCCUCUUUCCCUUCAUUUAGCCGAGCAGCUAAACACGGCGGAUCACUGCAUUUUCUCCAAGAGGCAAGAACUGACUUAGAAGAAGUUUUCACAUGGAGGAGAAGCAGGGUCCACAUGGGGCGUUAUAGAGAAGGAACUGGGGCACAUAGAGGUGAAAACCUUUCCUGUACGUACAGUAAUGCAAUAUGUGGGUUUGUAGAAUCAUUUGGGAACUCAAAGAGAAUCCUUCAGCUGAUGUGCACAGAGCACAGUGACUAAAACUGAUAUCAGAGGUUUCAAGUAAAAGGUUUAAAGCCUCAGCAUGCUUCAAGCAAACAUUGUGUGUCGCUAAAAGCUGCUGUCAGCACCUCUUUGUGGAGGCUAACUGCUCAGAAGUCUGUUGCUUUCGAAUGACAGUGCUGUCUUGAUGGCAGCAUUUGUAGUAAUUCGGAUGGAAGUUCACACUGUCAGACAGACAUGAAGGAAGUAGGAGUCGAGAUCUUUGAGAGAAGCUCAGAUGUGGCUCGUCGCAGUUGAAUUAUUGGUUCAGGAAAACGCUUUGAAUCAUUCUGAGGCUUUUGUACUUCAGAACUAACCAGCAUCAAGGACACCGUGUGCAAUAACUUCCAUCAUGUUUACUUCUUGUCAGGUUAAUAUGCGUUUGGGUGUGAGUUGAAAAGAGAAGCUAUGCAUGUAUUUCUGCUCUAGGUGGCUUUUCCAAAGACAUUGUUGUUCCAGUUAUUGAUGAGUUUACCUUGUGCCUUUCUUCAGUCCAGUCAGGCUGCAUCUGCAUGAAUAUGUUUUCAUUUUAAAAUGCAGAACUUCUGCUGUACUUUGUCUUGUUUUCACACUACCAUGGUAUUUUAGGAAAUACUGCUGAUCUAGUUUUAGUCUGGACCGGCAGAAACAGAGACUUUAGGAAACAAAAGCACUCGACGUUUCUUUCUGACUGGGUCUUACGGUCAGGCUUGUCAGACGGCAGCUUUGUCUGCCGGUUGUUAAAUCAACACAAAUAGUGAAUCAGGCUGCAGGCGUGUGUGACUUUGUCGAUGCAAGCAGCUGUUGUACCGUUAACAAAAUCUGUGGACUUUGCUUUCACCACUGAUGUUCUUUGUCUUGUUUACAAUGAAACAAUACACUGCUUCGUAAAUGUUCAGGGAUUAUGUGCUUUUAGGCAUGUUAAUAUGCGCAAAGUUCCUUUCUGUUACUUUAGAAUGAGAACGUAUCGGUGCAGAUGUAGCCUCAGACAUCCAGACUACUGAGUCAGACUGUGAAUGCUGAACACAAAGUCUGUUUGAUUGAAACUGAAUGUUUCAAAAAUACUGAGGGAUCUGUUGUGCCGACGUGCCAGUAGAUGUCAAAGUACCCAACAUAUCACCAUGUGAGAUGCAACACUGUGAAUUUGUGAAGAACUCUUCAACUGGACAGAACUGACUUAAUAAACAAACAUCUCCAGCAA
Messenger RNA from Acanthochromis polyacanthus (spiny chromis), 2145 nucleotides. RefSeq names its product BCL2 interacting protein 1b (gene bnip1b). The record is from RefSeq and is a predicted model, not a curated record. Gene Ontology annotation, biological process: retrograde vesicle-mediated transport, Golgi to endoplasmic reticulum. Gene Ontology annotation, cellular component: endoplasmic reticulum; SNARE complex. The coding region runs from base 35 to 727 and encodes 230 amino acids. The transcript is spliced from 6 exons. Gene Ontology annotation, molecular function: SNAP receptor activity. NCBI's taxonomy places the organism in Eukaryota, Metazoa, Chordata, Actinopteri, Pomacentridae.